This is a messenger RNA of Dichotomopilus funicola, 1560 nucleotides long. RefSeq names its product pyridoxal phosphate-dependent transferase. Gene Ontology annotation, biological process: sphingosine biosynthetic process; ceramide biosynthetic process. The record is from RefSeq and is a predicted model, not a curated record. Lineage: Eukaryota; Fungi; Ascomycota; Sordariomycetes; Sordariales; Chaetomiaceae. The transcript has 4 exons. Gene Ontology annotation, cellular component: endoplasmic reticulum. The coding region runs from base 1 to 1560 and encodes 519 amino acids. Gene Ontology annotation, molecular function: serine C-palmitoyltransferase activity; pyridoxal phosphate binding.
AUGGACCUGCCCGAGGCGCAGGCACACGUGAAUGCGUGGCUCCAGGAAGCCUCAACAACCUUCCAAAAGGUGCCCGGCUCGGCCGUCCUGAUCCGCUACGUCCGCUCGAGUUACCAGAACGACCCGGUGCGCUCGGCCAUCGAGCUGGUGCUGGUGAUUUUCUUUAUUCGGUACCUGCUUGCGCCGAGCUAUUCGACGUCGAAGCAGAAUUAUGUCAAAUUGACUGAGGAUGAAAUCGACGAGUUGGUGGAGGAAUGGACUCCCGAGCCAUUGGUCGCGGCGCCGACUGCUCAACAGGAAGCUGAGGCGGAGAAGCUGCCUGUGAUUGUUGGACCGACAGGCCCGAAAUCGAAACUCGCCAACGGCAAGACCGUCACCAACCUCGCCUCGUACAACUUCUACAACUUCAACGCCAACGAACAGAUCAAAGAAAAAGCCAUCCAGACCCUGCGCACCUACGGCGUCGGCCCCUGCGGCCCGCCCCAGUUCUACGGCACACAGGACGUGCACAUGAAGACGGAAGCCGACAUCGCCUCGUACCUGGGCACCGAAGGGUGCAUCGUGUACGCGCACUCCUUCUCGACCAUCUCUAGCGUGAUCCCCUCGUUCUGUAAGCGCGGCGACAUCAUCGUGGCCGACCGCGGCGUCAACUACUCGAUCCGUCGCGGCCUGGAGAUCUCGCGUAGCAGUGUUAAGUGGUACAACCAUGGGGAUAUGGCUGAGCUGGAGCAGGUCAUGCGCAAGGUGGUGCAGGAACAGGCUGGCAAGAAGCUCACUCGGCGGUUUAUUGUUACGGAGGCGCUGUUCGAAACCACGGGGGAUAUCAACAAUUUGCCUAAGCUGAUCGAACUCAAGGAAAAGUACAAGUUCCGCCUAAUGCUCGACGAGACCUGGUCCUUCGGCGUGCUAGGCCGUACCGGCCGGGGCCUGACAGAAGCACAGAACGUGGACCCCUCACAGGUAGACAUGAUCAUCGGGUCGCUAUCCGGGCCUCUGUGCGCGGGCGGCGGUUUCUGUGCGGGCGCCAAGGACGUCGUCGAGCACCAGCGGGUGUCGUCGACAGCGUACACCUUUUCGGCCGCGCUGCCGGCCAUGCUGGCAGUCACUGCUAGCGAGUGCAUCAACCUGCUGCAGAGCAACCCGGAGAUUCUGGUGCAGUGCCGCGAGAACAUCCGACUCAUGCGCGCGCAGCUUGACCCCCGCAGCGACUGGGUUGCGUGCACGAGCGCGCCGGAGAACCCGAUCAUGAUUUUGGCGUUCAAGCCGGAGGUUGUUAAUGCCCGGCGGUUGAGUGUGGAUGAUCAGGAGCGGUUGUUCCAGGAGUGUGUGGACGAGACCCUCGCCAACGGCGUGCUCAUCACGCGUCUCAAGACCAUGCCCAUCACGCAGCACGCCAUCCUCAAGACCAACCUGUACACGGUCACGCCCGCGCUUAAGGUGUGCAUUACGUCGGGCCUGUCGAAGAAGGAUAUCGAGAAGGCGGGUGUGACGAUCCGUCAUGCUAUUACUAAGGUCAUGACGCGCAAGACGAACAACAAGCUUGGGUUGCCGGCUGCGUAG